Messenger RNA from Ctenopharyngodon idella (grass carp), 4761 nucleotides. RefSeq names its product tubulointerstitial nephritis antigen-like 1 (gene tinagl1). The transcript is spliced from 13 exons. NCBI's taxonomy places the organism in Eukaryota, Metazoa, Chordata, Actinopteri, Cypriniformes, Xenocyprididae. Gene Ontology annotation, biological process: proteolysis. Gene Ontology annotation, cellular component: lysosome. Gene Ontology annotation, molecular function: cysteine-type peptidase activity; peptidase inhibitor activity. Bases 202 to 1677 code for a protein of 491 amino acids. The record is from RefSeq and is a predicted model, not a curated record.
GGAAAAGCAGGAGGGGUGGGUCGGAGUGCUUGUCCGGGCUCUAUAUAGAGAGGGAAAAUCCAAGCGUUACUAGAGGCCAGACAGGAGGCAGAAGAGAGUGAGUAUUCAGUACUUUGACCUGUAGCUGAAACAGACCUGCUCACAUUUUGUUCACUGGAUAUAACCAGAACAAGGAUUAUAUUUCACCAAACAAGAUAAGCAAUGUUGAAGCUCUUGAUGCUGGCUGCCAUUGCAGCGCCCCUCCUGCUGUCGGAAGGAGGAAUGUCGGUGAGGACUCAGUCCCGCACUAAGAGAGAACUGGCCAUCCCGUUGCACCUCAGGGGGAUCCGGGACCCCUAUGGCUCCUACUGCCAGAGGAGAGGAGGCUGCUGCCCCGGCAGAAAUGACCAGUGCACUGUGCCUUACCUGGACACCAUCUGUUACUGUGACCUGUUCUGCAACCGCACCGUGUCCGACUGUUGUCCUGACUUCUGGAGCCACUGCAUGGGAACAAAUCCUCCAUUCCCUCCCAACAGACCUUGUGUGCCAGAAAUACGGCCUGAAGACAUUGCAAAAAGUUCUUGUGAAAGGAACGGCCACAGGUUUCACUCAGGAGCAACUUACAAAGAGAACUGUAAUUUAUGUACAUGUGGUCAAAAUGGCCGCUGGGAAUGUGAGAAUCACGCCUGUUUGAUAGAGGAUGACAUGAUCCAAGAAAUCAACAGGGGAAGCUAUGGUUGGAGGGCGUCAAACUACAGUCAGUUCUGGGGUAUGACCCUGGACGAGGGUCUGCGGUAUCGUCUGGGCACAAAACGCCCCUCACGGACUAUUAUGAACAUGAAUGAGAUCCAGAUGAAUAUGAAUGGAAAUGAUCAACUGCCAAGUUACUUCAAUGCAGUAGACAAGUGGCCAGGGAAAAUCCAUGAGCCACUGGACCAGGGGAACUGCAAUGCAUCCUGGGCUUUCUCAACUGCAGCUGUUGCAUCAGACCGGAUCUCUAUUCAGUCAAUGGGUCACAUGACUCCUCAGCUCUCACCUCAGAAUCUGAUUUCCUGUGACACGCGUCAUCAGGACGGUUGCGCCGGUGGGCGUAUCGAUGGGGCCUGGUGGUACCUAAGACGAAGAGGGAUAGUGACAGAGGAGUGUUACCCCUUCUCUGCGCCCCAGCAAACCCCUGCUGAAGUGGCUCGCUGCAUGAUGCAAACUCGAGCGGUGGGCCGAGGAAAGAGGCAGGCCACAGCGCGCUGUCCCAACAGCCACAGCUACGACGACAAUGGCGUCUAUCAGUCAACCCCACCAUACAGACUGUCCUCCAAUGAGAAAGAGAUUAUGAAAGAGAUUAUGGAUAAUGGCCCCGUGCAAGCCAUCAUGGAGGUCCAUGAGGAUUUCUUUGUGUACAAGAGUGGAAUUUACAGACAUACAGAUGUCAAUUCCCGCAAACCGUCACAGUACCGCAAACACGCAACACACUCCGUCAGGAUAACAGGGUGGGGAGAGGAGAGAGACUACAAUGGCAGAACACGCAAAUAUUGGAUUGGAGCCAAUUCAUGGGGGAAGAACUGGGGCGAGGACGGUUACUUCCGCAUCGCUCGUGGUGUAAACGAGUGCGAGAUCGAGGCGUUUGUGAUCGGCGUGUGGGGCAGAGUCACCAUGGAAGACAUGCACAACCAUCAUCAUCACCAUGGACGGCGCAAGUAGAGGACUGCAGAUCUAAACCACAAAGUCAUUCAGGUCUUUUGCAGGUUUGUUAGAGUCUGAUUUCCACCAAACCGACCAAACCCCAGUGCCUUCUGAAUAUCUGUUCACACCACAUGCAUAAAAAGGUGGUGUCCGCUGCCCCCCUCUGUCCAAAUACACGUCUCCACUGAAGUUUUGGUUCCUUUGGGUCAUUAGUAGGAGGAAUGUAAAACUAAAAUUUGUGUUUAUGGCAAAUAUCGUCUUAUUGGUGGAAACCGGCUGGUUACACUCCUUGACUGGACCUCAAAUAACCAACAGCCACAGGACUCAGACGCACUCAGGACUCAGUUUUCCAGAAACACACUUCACAGGCACACGUGCUCAGCAUCAUAAUAUAACUAUCUCAAAUGUCUAAUAUAGUGAUAUUAGGAUGCGUCUUAUGUUUUGUGUUUUUUCUUACUUCUGGGAAUGAUCGCACACUAAGGCAGCCAGUCAGACAGCACUCCAUACUUUCUGCUAAAGGGAUAGAGGAACACCAGGAUGGGGGAAGAAGAAGGUUUUAGGACCAAUAAUUUAUUUUAAAAAUACCCUAGAUUAGAUUUAUGACAGUUCUCAGCAUUCCGUUGAGAUUAAGGUAUAUUUUAAGAUGUAAAGAACCACUCCAGUCUAUCUUUGUGAUCAAAAUCUGAUUCUUUUAGGUUGGCUGAACAGAUACAGGCCACUUUACGGAAUAAAAAAAUAAAAAAGUUUAUGUAUCACAAUUGUGAGAGAAAAAAGUAUUUCUGACAAUUCUGACUUUAUUUCUCACAAUCACAAGUUUAUAUCUUACAAUUCAGAGUUUAUAACUCGCAACUGUGAGAAAUAUAGUCAGAAUUGCAAGUCAUAAACUUGCAAUUCAUAAAAUUUUUUGAUUUUUUUAUCACGUGGUGGUAUCAUGACAAAUCAGGUCCUCCCUCAAAAUCGGGUCUCCCCAAACGGUCAGUUAAUGAUAAUCCUAAGUAUAUACGAAUGAUAUUAAUUUAAAAUACUCAUAUAGCUUACUAUAUAAUGUGUAAGAAAACAAAUUAGUGCAUAAUAAAACCAAAUUAAUGUAAUUUCUUACUCUUGAUUAACUGUUAAUAAUAAUUAUAAUAGCCUAUUAAGUGAAUAAUUGAACAUCAUUAAUUUGUUUUAUUUAUAACUGAAAUAUUUGGACAUUUAACACUUAAUGUAACACAUAAUCACAUUAUAGAUGAUUGUGAAUACAUGUAUACUUGCGUCUAUAAUCUAUCAGGCUAAUCGGGUAUCUGUAUGCUAUUCUAGUACAUAAGCUAACUUAUACAGACAUAAAUUGUCACUAUAACGUAGUUGAAACAGCAUUUAUCAUAACAUGAUUUUGUAGGAAUUGUAAACAGGCGCUAAAGAGAGUGCCUAUUAAAAGCUAUUUGAACCAGUGGGAUUGCGUGGGGUCCUAAUGUAGACCCUGAUUUCAGGGGGGGAACCAAUUUGUCACUACAGCGGAACCAAGCUUCCAUAUAUAACGGGAAACUACGGAGUCCUGUACAUGAAAUGUGGACAAAAAUAUAUCGUGGACACGAUUUACUAAUUCAUUCCCUCGUUUUAAGUAAAUCGAGUGCAUAAUAAUUCAUUCCCUUGUUUUAUUAAACUGUGUGCACUGUAUAAUAAUUCGUUCCCUCGAAUUAGUAAAUUGUGGCCAUGUUGUGCUUAUUCGUCCCCUCGUUUUGAUUUAACUGAAACAAGGGAACAAAUGAUUACAAUGUGGCCACAGUUUCAUAAAACAAGGUAACAAAUUAUUAUAUCUUGACCACGAUUUACAAAAGGUAUUAGUAAGUCGUGGAGCGAAUUAAUUUGUGGCCACAAUAUAAAUAUUUUUUUAUGUCAUGUGUGGGGCUCUUUAGAAAACAAACCAAAAAAAUAUUUUUUCAUGUUAUGAGACCAAAAAAAUGGCCACCAGUUACUGCAAUUUUGAAUGGCCCUUUAAUCCUCAAGAAUUAAUUGGUUGGAAGUGGUUUGGUCAUGAAACCUGGAGCUUGAAGUGACCUAACAGGCAAAUAUACAAAGGCAAAAACAACCAAUGGUUUAUCACCUUUAGGUGGAACGAUUAUAAUGUGUUGGCUAUAUUGCGCUGGAAAAUGAUAUAUGUAUGAAAUACCACAGAUAGAGUGUAAACCUGCUCUCUCAAGUCUUAAGCUUUUGUACUCUGUAAAUUAAGAUUGUACACAAACAAUGACAUAAACCUUUUUUUUUUUUUUGUUCUCAUGUUUGUUUUGUUGAAUUAUUUAAGUGACUACUAUGACCAUUAGUAUUUAAAGGAAAAAAUCUUCAAUAUGAGAUUUUAGAAAUGUAAAGGAGCUAAUACCACAGGGCAAAAGUGACAAUGCUGAAUUAUUACGUCUUGCUACAGUAUGUAAAUCAGGCAAAAACCACAAUAUUAUAAGACAUCAUAGUAGAGCAUGUUUGCUUCUCAAUUAUCCAUCUACACAUGUAUGGAGAUUAGUGUGCAUUAAUAAGCGUGAGACAGAUAUUGCUGCUUGGGCAUACCAAACUAUAUUAUCAUGCAUGCGCCAGAGCUCCGAGCAAACCCAUCUGCUGACUUUGAUAAUGAUAAUGUCAUUAUCAUGGUGACAUGACUAAUUCAAAAGCCUUAUGACAGGCAUUUGAUUCAGCAAUACACUCUCACAGACAAGAAGACAGUAUAAAUUCAGCAACAGAUGCUAUAUUCUGGCCAUUAGCAUUCAGUUAAAUGCGUUCUCUAUUAGUCAUGCAAGAAGUUUCCAUUUAGAUAAAGCAUUUAUAUACAGCCAGAUGAGUCCAUCGGGCUCACGUCAUGAAUAUUCAAUGUCUUAAUAUUGCCAGAUUUUACAUUGCGGUUCAUAUUAUACACUGAUUUGAGCCCGAGCUGGAUCGUUCUCACUUAGACAUUCUUCAGUUCUGUAAUUGUGAAUGAAUACUGUGUUAUUUAAGAACAAAAUCUGUCUGCAAAUAAUGCAUCACUGGUUACUACUGUGCAAUGUUACCUUGUUGUUCCUCGUAUUGUCUGUACACAAUGCAAACCAAUGUAGUGUUCACCUGUUUGAUGCAAUAAAAGUCCUACAACCCACUUAA